CAAUAACACCCAAAAGAAGAAGAUGGAGGAGAAGAAGAAGAAGAAGAAUGAUUAAUGAGACCAUGCGGCCACCAGUUUUCUGGCCUCUGCUGCUGUGGAGAUCCAGGCCUCCACCAACCCUGCUGUGGUCGGGGCCACGUUGACAUUGUCUCUGUCUCCUCCACCAUCCAUGAAGAGGGGGAGCUGGACAGUGGGAAGCUCCCUCAUCCUCAACUGGGAGGCGGCCCAGGAGGCGGUGGUCCCCAGCUACAGCGGCAGGGCCACAGUCAACGUCCUCACCGGAGCUCUGACUCUGAGCUCAGUCACGGUGGCUGACUCAGGAGUCUACGUGGUGCAGAGCACUGACCCGCAGCUUCAGGCCACCACUUCCAUCUCCGUUCAUGAACCCAUUUCCAAUGUAACACUGAAGGCAAAUCAAACCGACUUCAUUGAGUUCAACGCUUCAGCAGUCGCUUUGUGCUCCGUCUCCUCUGGAUCCUCUCUCUUCUUCCUCUGGAUGAACGGCAGCUCCGAGGUCACGGCCAGCGACAGAGUUCAGCUCACUGAUGGAAACUCCUCCCUCACUGUCGUCAACGUGAGCCGCUAUGACCCCGGACCAUUCCGGUGUCGUGUGUCCAAUCCUGUCAGUAACGGCACCAGUGAUCCAGUAAAGUUUACCAUCAUCUACGGACCAGACAACAUGGCUCUCACAGUGAAUGGAUCCUUUUUAGUUGGAUCCAAUCUGACCAUGCUCUGUUCCGCUCAGUCCAACCCUCCAGCUCAGCUCCAGUGGGCUUUCAGAGGAGCUUUUCUGAACACGACCGGUCCACUGUUGGAGCUGUACGGCAUCACAGAGGAUCACAGUGGUCCCUAUUCCUGUGUGGCCUUUAACAAUCAGACCAACAUGAACAGCAGCAUCAGCUCAAACAUCGCAAUAACAAAGUCAGGAUCUAACCAACAGGCCGUCAAUGUGUGGCUCCUCUUGCUCCUGUUGUGGGCGGGAUUCCUCUUCUCAGUUCAAGGCAAGUUAGCAAAUAUUUGCAGAUCAGAAAGCGACUGUGACCACACAAUAUCGCCAGAUCUGAAUUCAUCACAGACAUUGUCAAGACCUGAAGCGAAACUGAGGAGAAUGGAGUCUUCAGUUGUGUUUCUCCUAAUCCUGGUCACAAUAACCUUUUCAACAGACUGCGGGUCCUGCCAGACAAUCGUUGCCUCUGAGAACCCCUUACCUGUGGGCAGCAAUGUGACACUUAGCAGCCAGACAAAUGUCACUCAAGGGGUAUGGCUGUUGAACAACAGCAUGAUUUUGAUGAUCUUUGGGGGAGAUCCUUUCAUAAAUGUGCUUUGGCGUAAUAGAGUUACAUUUAAUGCAACCAAUUCAUCGUUGAGCAUAAGGUCAGUGCAGCUGGCAGACUCUGGAGUGUACACGUUACAGGAACUGAAUGUUUUUCGUGCCGAGUUAACUCUCUCCGUUCAAGUGCCAAUUUCAAAUGUGACCCUGAUGGCAAAAGCAACCAAUCUGGUGGAGUUCAAUGACACAGCCGUCCUCAUGUGCUCUGUGUCCCACGGCACGUCCCUGUCUUAUGUUUGGCUGAUGAACAACACUGUGUUCAGUGGUGGAAAUGUACAGCUCAGUAACGGAAACGCCACCCUCACCAUAGUCGGCGUGACCCGCCAUGACGACGGGGCAUUUGCGUGCAUGGCGAUUAAUGGCAUCAGCAAUGCAACCAGUCCCCCUGUAUUUCUGAACAUCAGCUAUGGCCCAAGCAACACAUCGAUGAUGAUCACGCCCAUGAAGUCAGACCACAUUUACAGAACAGGAUCUAAUCUCACAUUGUCGUGCUCGACGCUCUCCAGUCCUACAGCAACGGUUGAGUGGAUGGUUAAUGGGGUGGCUCUGAAUAAAUCUGGCAGGUGGAUCCACCUCCACAACGCUGCAGAGAGCAACUCAGGAAAUUACAAAUGUGUAUUUCACAACCCUGUCACAUCCAGGUUCAGCAGCGCAAGUACAAUGAUCCAGAUUUUAGAUCCACUAGAAGCCGUCACAGUGAAUCGUAUUGGCGGACCGGCGAUACUUAAUAAGUCAUUCACUCUGCAUUGUGAGGUGACUGGAACUGUAAACAGAAUCCAGUGGUGGAGGAACUGGCAGCUUAUUGUUCCUGACAACACAACGAUCAUUGAUAUGAACAACAAGACGCUGACUCUAAACCCAAUCCAACAUUCAGAUAAUGGAGAUUACAAGUGUCAGGCUUUUAACGCUGUGAGCAACAUGACCAGCAGCCCUUACAGAGUGGAAGUGAAUUAUGGGCCGGAAAUGCCAACUAUCAUGGGACCUUCCUUGGUGAAGGCAGGAUAUAACAUCACACUCACCUGCAAUGCAUCAUCAAACCCUCCCGCCUACUACAGAUGGUAUUUCAAUGAAUCUCUCGUGGCUGAUACAGCUGAGUAUGUAACACCUCGUCUAACUGAGGAUAUGAGCGGGAUCUACACUUGCAAAGCCUACAACAACAUCACCAGCCAAAACAAGACCGCACACAAGAUGCUUACUGUUGUUGACCCAAUAACAGACGUCCGUGUAGAAACCCCAAUGUAUCCCCCCAAAGAAGAUUAUCCCUACAUGCUAACAUGCAAUGUGACCGGACCUGCUGAUCAUGUCUAUUGGAAGAAAAAUGACAGCGGACAUGGUUUCCUUGGAAAUAACAAGACACUCAGCUUCAACCCACUACACCGCAAUGAUACUGGAUAUUACAAAUGUAUAGCUAUGAACGCUGUUGGAAAUAUGUCUAGCCCUCUUCAUGAGCUCCUCGUCAAUUUCGGACCAGAACCAGCCGUCAUAUCUGGGCCAAGGUUUGCUGAGACAGGAGAGGUCGCAACCUUCAAAUGUUCCGCCAUGUCAGUGCCGUCCAGUCAGUUCAGCUGGUGGUUCAAUGGCACCGAAGUGGCCAAUACGUCAGUGUUUACGACCGAGCCUUUGUCUUUUAACAUGAGCGGAGAAUACACCUGCAUGGCGUACAAUCGUGUGACGAGAGAGAACAGCAGCGUUUCCAUUAUGGUCACUGUCAUUGAGGCCAUAGAGUCAGUGAUGAUCAACGCCAGCACUGUUCCAAUUUACUUAGAAACCUUCACUCUGACUUGUGAAGUCACUGGGCCCUACGACGCCAUCUACUGGAUGAAGAACAACACAGUUCUCAAUAUGAAUGCCACACAUUACCACAUGGAAAACAACAUGCUGCACUUCACCCCAGUGACAACAGACAAUGAUGGGACAUAUCAGUGUGUCGCUACCAAUAAGGCUGCUAAGCACAUAAGCCCCAAAUACACACUACUGGUGAAUUAUGGCCCUCUGAGUAUGGAGAUCAGUGGUCCAUUCGUAGGACUGGAUCUCAUUGUGUCACUGAUAUGCUCUGCUGAUUGUCAGCCUGACUGUGACUUUACCUGGUAUCUAAACAGCAACUCAACAGCAGUGAUACAGACUGGCUACGUUAUCACUUUCCCUGUAGCUCCAGCACAUUUUGGGAACUACAUAUGUGUUGCAAGAAAUCCAGUGACCAAGAUCACCAUGUACAAGUCGAAAUCCUUCACUGUGACGGGUCGCGCCCCAGGCGUCCACUUCUCAUCCGGAGGUGGUCUCUUGAUGAUGGGUCUGUUUGCUGUGUUCGUCCCUGUCCUGUUCACCUGAGUGCUCGACACUGACAAAUCUAUAGCCGGUGUGAAGAGCUCUUUCUCCCUCUACAGUCUAUUUAACAAACAUACUGCAGGGAACAUAUUCAACAUUAAUCAUAUAAUUUUCAUGCUGAUGUCCAAGAUUCAAAUUGUCUUAUUUUUGCAGUGCUUGCUUUGUGUUUUUUUAUGUUAACUGUUAACUUAAUUGGUGAGUUAAACUUGUAGGGUUAAUGUUGUGGUAGCUGCUGUGACUUUCCUGGAGCCAGUUUCAUAAAAAUAAUAUCUAUACACUUACAUAGUUUCCUCUGUUUUGGUUCUACUUGAAAUUAUUUUCUGUUGUGUGUAAUAAUAUUAAAACUGUAAGUAAAUGUAUAUUUGAUCAUACUUUGAUUAACUGUACUUAUUUUUUAAUCAAUAAAA
Messenger RNA from Paralichthys olivaceus (Japanese flounder), 4062 nucleotides. The record is from RefSeq and is a predicted model, not a curated record. Lineage: Eukaryota; Metazoa; Chordata; Actinopteri; Pleuronectiformes; Paralichthyidae.